UGUUAUGAAAUCAAGGCACAGUGAGAACAGCUGAUUUUAAAACACCAACUGUUAUCAGAAGAGAAGGAAAACGGGCUGGACUCCACUCCUCCACUUUGCCCAGUGGACCUGGAGGAGCCAGUCCUGAAGUGAGAUGCUGACACUGGCCACUCAAGGGACCCAAGGGCUUCAGGGUCGACCUUUGACCUCAGGAGUCGUAGACAGAAGCAAGAGGAAACGUUUGGGUUCAUCGUGCAAAGAUGAACUCGUAACAACAUCGCUGUCGUCGGCUGAGGAAGAAACUAAAACUUAGCUGUUCUCUGGGGAAGUUAUCCAGAAUCCACUGGAAGACAACAUGACAAUGUUUUCUCUUCAGGAUAAAAUCUGUAUUUUAGUACCUUGGGCACUGAUGAUGAUGAUAAUGAUGAUGAUGCACGUCGAGGCCCAGCCCGAGUUCUUCCCCCUGCCCAAUAAAAUGACCUGGAACGAGGCCAGGAACCACUGCCAGGUCUGUUACAAGGAGCUGGUGACUCUGACCCCCAGCAACGCCCCGGUCGUUGCCCAGAAACUAACCUCCGUCUCCUGGAUCGGCCUCCGCAAACAUCCCCACCCCCCCUGUCCCCCCAGUAUGCCGUGGAGCCGCUGGGCAAACGGGGACUUCCUCACCUACCAGAACUGGUACCCUGGUUGGCCUGUGUUGAAAUCCCCCGGGGUCGUCCCCGGGACUGAAGACUUGUGUGUGGCCACGCUAAAUUUUGGGGCUUGGGUUGAAAAGGACUGCUCCGAGCUGCUGCCUUAUAUUUGUUAUGAUGAGCGUUUCUCUAGCCAAGUCGGCAUGACUGCAGUGACAACCAGUAGCGCCAAUUUCACUUGGCAGCCCAUGGCUGGUAACAUCGACCAUUACCACGUUGAGACCAGAGGAGGCAUCAACCAGGCGACAAUCAGCACCAAUCUGACGGCAAUCGACACCAAUCUGACAGCAAACGGCACUAAUCUUACGACAAUCGACACCAAUCUGACAUCUAUCGGCACCAAUCUGGCGGCAAUCAGCACCAAUCUGACUGCAAUCGGCGCGCAUCUGACGGAAAUCGGCACCAAUCUUAAGGCAAUCGGCGCCCACCCGACGCCAUUCGGCACCUAUCCGACAGUGAAUGGCACCAAUCCGACGCCAAUCGGCACCCACUCGAUGACAAUCGGCACCCAUCCGACGACAAUUGGCACCAAUCCGACGAGCAUCGGCACCAAUCCGGCGACAAUCGGCACCCACUCGACGACAAUCAGCACCCACUCGACGGCAAUCGGCACCCAUCUGACGGCAAUCGGCACCGAUCUGGCGUCAAUCGCCACCGAUCUGGCGGCAAUCGCUACAGAUCUGGCGCCAACCGGCAACGAUCCCACGGUAACAGGCACCGAUCCGCCGGAAACAGGAACCGAUCCGACAGCAACAGGCACUGAUCCGACAGCAACAGAAACCGAUCCGACAGCAACAGGCACCGAUCCGGCGGCAACAGGAACCGAUCCGCCGGCAACAGGCACCGAUCCGACGGCAACAGGAACCGAUCCGACAGCAACAGGCACCGAUCCGACGGCAACAGGCACCAAUCCGACAGCAACAGGCACCAAUCCAACAACAAUCUGCAUCAAUCUGAUGACACUCUGCACCGAUCUGACAACAAUCGGUGCAAAUCUGACAGCAACUAGCACCAAUCCGACGACAAUCGGCACCAAUCCGACGACAAUCGGCCCUAAUCCGACAACAAUCGGCACAAAUCCGACGACAAUCGGCACAAAUCCGACGACAAUCGGCACCAAUCCGACAACAAUCUGCCCCAAUCUGACAGAAAUCGGUGGCAAUCUUACGGCAAUCGGCACCAAUCUGACGGCAAUCGGCACCAAUCUGAUGGCAAUCGGCACCAAUCUGACGGACAUCGACACCAAUCUGACGGCAAUCGGUGCCAAUCUGAAGGCAAUCGGCACCAAUCUGAAGGCAAUCGGCACCAAUGUGUUGGCAAUCGGCACCAAUCCAACGGCAAUCGUCACCAAUCUGACCUAUGACCUUUCCAACCUGACCGCGGGCACCCGCUACUCCAUCCAGGUGUUCCCUGUUAAAUGUGGGCGGAUCCUGAUCCCACAGGCCGCCACCUUCUACACCAAACCUAGGGAAGUCCAAAACCUCAAUGUGACCAAGGUGACGGAAACAUCAGUGUUUCUGAGCUGGAACAAACCAUCUGGACACGCGGAUUUCUACCAAAUCAAGGUCGACGGUGUUGAGAGUUCCAAAACCACCAAUCUGACGUGGUCAGAGGUCGUCGAUUUGAAGCCUGGAAUCAGUCACACGUUCUUCGUCCUCUCAAGACUCCGUAACGAUUCCCUUCGAAGCGAAGCAGCAAACAUCUCGGCAUAUACAAAGCCUCAGAAAGUGUCCAACCUGAGAGUGUCGAAAAAUCGCCCAAACUCUCUGCUGCUCCGCUGGACGCCGCCUGAGGGGAACAUCAUAGGUUACCGAGUGCAGGCCGUGAAUGACAGUAAUGACAAACUGUUUGAGGGGAAUCCUCCUGGGCCGGAGGUGACAGUGACGGGGCUGCCGAUCGGCACCAGGAUAACCCUGAGUGUGGUAGCCAUCGCCUUUAGCGCCGUGGAGUCAGACAACGCGACCAUCGUCAGCUACACCGCCCCGGCGCCGAUUACCAACCUGACCUUGGAGACGACGGACAGCACACUCAAUGCCACCUGGAACCAGCCUACCGGUAGCUACUCGUCCUUUAACGUCACGCUGCAGCUCGACGGUAUGGAUGUGGAGACGCCAGCAAACGUGACCAAGCCUGAGAAGAACUAUGAGAAGCUGAAGAAUGGAGUCAACUACACGGUGAUCGUCCGCACUGUGAGUGGACAUCUCCAAAGUCCGCCACUGGAAAGCUCCAAAUUCACCCUGCCGCUCCCGCCCACUGAUGCCAAGGUCGUUUCCACCGGCAAGGACCGAAUCACCUUCAAGUGGACGGCCCCUGACAACACAAGGACACCCAAGUACCUGGUGAACAUCAGUUCCAGCAUAGGGAACUACAAACAGUCGUAUAAACUGGACAACAUAACCGAACACAUGUUUGAGGACCUGACCUCAGGGACCAAGUACUUGUUUCAAGUGCAAGCCGUGACAGAUACAGCGAAAAGUUCCCCAGUGAGCCUUUCCCACUUCACAGAGGCCGACGAAAGAGAAAUCAGCCUGUCCAUGUUGUGCUCCUCCUCAGAACCUCUCCUCUGUGCAAAGAACUCCACCGAGGAGAGUGUGUUCAGUCAGCUGGAGGCCCAUUUUAGACAAAAACUGGGGGACAAUUUUUUCUGGAAACUCGAGAAGCAAGACAUUUCUUAAUUUUCAAUGAUAUUGAUGAUCUGAUUAGUUAGUUUUAUGUCUUGGUUUUUUCAUCAACGAGUUAUUUAUGCUUAACUGCAGUUUCAGAAAUUAGAAUAUUGUGUCUGUGGUGUGUGCAUGUCCGUGUGGGUGGGGGUGUGUGUGAUUACAUUCAGAAUCUCAAGAAUCAACAAAUGUAAAAAAUCAAUAAACUUAAUACCUUCAA
This is a messenger RNA of Limanda limanda (common dab), 3551 nucleotides long. RefSeq names its product tumor protein p53 (gene tp53). The coding region runs from base 335 to 3346 and encodes 1003 amino acids. Gene Ontology annotation, cellular component: nucleus. The record is from RefSeq and is a predicted model, not a curated record. Gene Ontology annotation, molecular function: DNA-binding transcription factor activity, RNA polymerase II-specific; RNA polymerase II cis-regulatory region sequence-specific DNA binding; protein binding. Lineage: Eukaryota; Metazoa; Chordata; Actinopteri; Pleuronectiformes; Pleuronectidae. Gene Ontology annotation, biological process: apoptotic process; protein tetramerization; regulation of transcription by RNA polymerase II. The transcript is spliced from 12 exons.